Molecule: messenger RNA, 1317 nt
Organism: Micromonas commoda
Lineage: Eukaryota; Viridiplantae; Chlorophyta; Mamiellophyceae; Mamiellales; Mamiellaceae
Exons: 1
Coding region: 1-1317 (438 amino acids)
Source: RefSeq, a predicted model, not a curated record
AUGGCCGUCAAGGACGAGCUCUCGCCGAUAGUCGUUAACGCGUGGCUCCCUCACAAACCCUUACCGGGCGAGGACGAGGAGGCCAUCGACAAGAAGCCCAUCGACCAGAUCCUCCGCGGCAUCCCGUACAGGCUCGUCAACUCCGCGCCCAAGAAAAAAAUCGUCGAGCUGAAGGCUGCGCUCGAGGCGGAGCGCGCGAAGAUCAAGGAGGCUGGCGAGGGCGAGGAGCUCUCGGAGGAGCAGACCGCGACGAAUGCAGCCGCGGAGGAGGCCAUCGCGCCGAUGGAGGAAGAACUCGCCGCCGCGGAGGCUGCCUACGAGGAGCUGACCGGCAUCCUCUGCAAGGGGCAAUUAAGCACCUUGCCCUGGAUCGACUCGCUCAUGCGGUACGUCGACCUCGGCGGGUCGUGCAUCGUCCCCGGCGGUGCCGUCGCCGCGGACGACGCCUUCAGAAGCGUCAACGGUAACCUCACGGACGUCAACGGCAUGCUCACGGAGAAGCAGCUCGCGGAAUCCAAGGCGUGGGCAGAGUACAUCACGCAGGCCAAGCUGGAAAAGCCCGGAGGGUACACCAUCGUGUGCAAAUACGCGCCCAACCCGUACCUGAGCGCGCAGGCCGCCAUCGACGCCUUCCCUGCCUGGGUCGAGCGGCAGAUCACCCUCGGGUUCGGGGUGGAGCUCGAGGAGGGCGCGGACCCGAUUCUCCCGCACGUCAUGCUCGCGUGGCCGGACCCUUCCGUCCCGGGCGUCGCCGAGGUGAUCGCGAAAAUGCUCGGACCGCUGACGGAGGACGCCGAGGAAGGUAAGGUGAAGGCCGUGUCCCUCGACCUCUCCGGCGACGUCUCGUGCGACCCGAGGCCGCUCAGGGAGUGCCUCGAGCGUGGGGGCACGAGCAAGCCGAGCGGCGUCGUGGUCCCGGGGAUUCACGCGCUCGACAAAGUCGGCGCACAGCUGGUCGCCGACGCCACGCGUUCCGACGUUAAAGUAAUCGCCGGCGAUGCCCUGCUCGGCGGCCUGGUAUCCGAGCGGUACCUGCGCGUCCCGGCGCCGACGCUGGCGGAGCUUAAGGGUACCGCCGCGUUCGCGGGCUUGGCGCGCGUGCUCGCGUCGCCCGGGGGUUGGGACGGGUUCCAGGCGACGCUGGAGGCGCUGGAGGCGACGGGGCGCGGGGUGGCGACGGCGCUCGUGCAGGCGUUCGCAGACGCCGGGAUGAAGGUGGAGAUCGAGACCGAGCUGGAGAAGGGACCGGCGUUCGAGAUCGGCGAGCCGCUCGGGGAGGAGCACACAGCCGCGAUCGUCGCGGCGAUGUCCGCCUGA